AUGACUAUCUUUUUUCUCCUAAUGAGCGGCGUUCUUUUCGCCUUAGCGUUUGUCUUCUGGAAAAAACGGCGGCAGAGAAACAUUGGUAAAAUGUCAUCAAAUUUGACUGCACUUGCACGAGCAAGACCAACCUCUCCUGGGUCAAGUAACAGCAACACUGAGAAGAGUCUUUCAGUCAACAGGCUCUCUCUGGAUAUCUUACAUAAUAAUUUCCCGCACUCAAUAGCUAUGCAGAAGCGAAUACUGGUAAACCUCAGGAUUGUGGAAUACAAGCUGGCUGAACUGGAACAUUUCCUAGUUACCAAGGGUUUAAACGGUGCAUUAGUUAACAGGAAAUCCACUGAAAAGCACACAUAA
This is a messenger RNA of Loxodonta africana (African savanna elephant), 357 nucleotides long. It is a transcript of the gene CT83, whose product is annotated as cancer/testis antigen 83. The transcript is spliced from 2 exons. Lineage: Eukaryota; Metazoa; Chordata; Mammalia; Proboscidea; Elephantidae. Bases 1 to 357 code for a protein of 118 amino acids. The record is from RefSeq and is a predicted model, not a curated record.